AUGUUUCAGCGUAACGCAAUAUGUUUUUUAGCUGUUCUAUGCAUGGUCCGUGGAAGUCAAGCUAUGAUUCCAGCAUAUUCUGUUUCAGCGUUACGACUAGCUUUCGACGAAAUAUCAGCCGUGUUGCCAAUCGCUAAUGAGCUCGCUUGUCUCUUGAUACCAUUCCUCAUAAACCUCAUCAAUAAUCUAAAUAAUUUAUCCAAUAUUGUCCAGAACUUAACACCUGCUAUUCUGCCAUAUUUUGGCUGCACUCUUCCUCUUUUAUACGCGACUUUGACUGACCUGGCAUCUGUUUUAUUCCUCUACAUCAGUGUGCUCAUAUCGUUGUUUAGAUCAAAUGUCCUCUCAGCUCCAGGUCUUCUAAUGGCUCUGGUUUCCCAAAUACUAAAACUAGUUCUGGAAUUACUCACAGGUCUUGCAGAUUCUGGCGGAAUUCUGUCAGGUCUGAUCAAAUUAAUUACAACUGUUGUCGUCGAAUUGGAGAAGCUAUUGAUUUAA
Molecule: messenger RNA, 498 nt
Organism: Danaus chrysippus (African queen)
Lineage: Eukaryota; Metazoa; Arthropoda; Insecta; Lepidoptera; Nymphalidae
Source: the annotation of a GenBank genome assembly